AUGAAGUCACUCUCCAAUUAUGUUGCUUUCCCCUUCACUCUUUCUUCGCUUUUUCUCUUUCCGUCUUUGCCAUUCACGAGGGCCUACAUGAUUGAUUGGCGCAGUUGCACCCAACACGGCGUGGAUUCUAUCAAAGAUGCGGUGGAUGAAGCUCUCAACAUCGCCCAGUACGCAGUCUACCGUGCAAGCGAGAACAAUCCCCAACUUGGAGACGUGGCCAAGCAAGCGCUCGGGCCCCAUUGGAAGCAGAAUCUUGUCGAUCGAAUGAACGAUGUACCUAGGGCGAUUGGCCAGUACACUGGGGAUUACGACGAUUUGGUCCCAAAUGAUAACACCGUCGCAAUCCAUUGCGGUGAAGGGCACCUCACACGCAUCUCCAACACUCGGGAAGGUUUCGAUCAAAUCGUAGACAAACGAUUUCCUGAAAUUGGGUGGGAAGUACCGUCCGGCAGCAAUCCCUGUACGCCUGUCACCACUGCUUACAGAUACGACACGGACGACCUUACAGGACCACAUUCCGUCAUCGUCCUGUGUGACGGCGCUGCACCAGCAACUCUCAGCGCCACCAGGGUCAUUGGAGACAACUGGAAUGGCAAAUGGAGGGGUGAAGAUUAUGAUACUUUCGGCGGUUACACUUCGAGCACGCUAGUACACGAGUUCAUGCAUGCCAUCCGAAAGGGCAUAUCACACACGCUCCCUUCUGGGAGAGCGGAGACAUACGCUUUCGACGAGAUUAAGGCGCUCAGCGAUGAGGACAAGAUCAAGAACGCCCAAGGCUACUCUUUACUGGCGACAGGAAUGUGGCUGAGAUAUAACACCAUGGGCGCGGAUGGUGCGAUGGGCAGAAGGUUCAGUCGGAACAACCGACCUGCGCGAUCAGCGGUGGAGGAUGCAGAUUCCCAAGGCACGCCGGUUGUUGGGAGCACUUACAGUCGAGAUUAA
Messenger RNA from Trematosphaeria pertusa, 942 nucleotides. RefSeq lists its product as uncharacterized. Gene Ontology annotation, molecular function: metallopeptidase activity. The coding region runs from base 1 to 942 and encodes 313 amino acids. The transcript has 3 exons. NCBI's taxonomy places the organism in Eukaryota, Fungi, Ascomycota, Dothideomycetes, Pleosporales, Trematosphaeriaceae. The record is from RefSeq and is a predicted model, not a curated record.